AUGGCCAGUAACAACGGGAAUCAAAAUAAUAAGGAUUUUAAUUUUCGUCCACAAGAUGGAAAUAAAAAUAAUACUUCAUCGUCCAGACAAAAUAGAGAUAAAGAUCAAUCUUAUCAUCGUUGCACCGAUUAUUAUUCCGCUGGAUCAUCACAACGAGAAAUUUUAACAAAUAGUAACAAUAUUGAAGAAGUUACAUAUGCUGGUUCUUCAGCACAUCGAACAGAAGUGAAUAAUGACGAAAUCAAGGCUUACGCUGUCAAUCUUCAAUUGAAACCAGUUGAAAUGGGUAUCAUAGCAAAAAUGAAUCAACGAGAUCAAGAAUUUAAAGGUUUAGGUGCAUUCAAUCAUUAUUUUGGUUUAUUAGCACCGUCCAAUCAUUUGGGAUAUACACUUACUGACAUUUGGGAUGGUUAUUUUCAUAUAACACUUGCUAAAUUUUUCACUGAUGUGGCACCACAUCGGUUAGAAGAGGUUUUUAGUAAAUUUUCACCUUCUUUACAAGACAUGCCUUAUAUUCCUGAUAUUAUGUUUCGAACGUCAAGAAUUAAUAUUGUUUCUGGUGCAAAUCGUCCUAAAGGACGCAGAAAUAUCAAUUUCGUUGUACUUCCUAUUGAUUAUGAUCUUGAAACCGAAGCUUCUCUUGAAAAAUUUCAACUAUUACUUGAAAAAAUUAAAAACCAAACAAAAUCAAAAGAUUGGAGUGGAACACCAUUCAGUGAUCUUCACGUAACUAUACGCAAAUAUUCCAAUAUUGACUGUAAUUUAAACAAAAUUAAAAUACAAGAAUUUCCACUUGAAUUUCGAUGUUCUCAUCUUGAAGUUAAACAAACACGAGAUCGAGCACUGCAUCGUUUCAAAAAAACAAAAGACAAUAUAUAUAGAUGGUGGAAUGGUGUGACGGAAAUCGAUAAAAAAUGCUCCGGUUGUCAUACACCUAUUAUAUCUGACAAAUGGGAAGGUUUUUGUUUUGCAUGUGGAAAAUAUGAAUCAAUUAUUCCAAUAUGGUCAACAGAUGGCAAGAAUAUUUAUAAUUAUUAUCAACUACGAGAUCAAGAAAAUAUACGAAAUGCUAAUACAUAA
Messenger RNA from Rotaria sp. Silwood1, 1080 nucleotides. The record is from the annotation of a GenBank genome assembly. Lineage: Eukaryota; Metazoa; Rotifera; Eurotatoria; Philodinida; Philodinidae.